GAUGAUUCAGUGGCUGACAGGAAGCCCGCCGCCUUGCCUGCUGCCCGCAAGUGUCAGUGGCGUUGGUGUCGGCUCCAGCAGGUGUGUGGGCUCAGGAUGAGGUGGCCGCAGUGAAGAGCCCCCAACUCUCAGCGUUGCAGGAAAAGUGGCCAGGAGCGGACAUGAGUACAGAGACCGAGCUGCUGUGGCCGGGGGCGGCCCUCCUGCUGCUGCUGGGGGCGGUGGCCAGCCUGUGUGUGCGCUGCUCCCGCUCAGGUGCGAAGCAGUCCGAGAAAAUCUGUGAACAAAGGAACCUGCAAGAGAGCCAACAGAACUUUGCAGUGGCCCGGACCUAUUCCCUGGCCAGGCCCCUGAUGGACGUGGACUUUGACCUGGCACCAGCACGGAAGGAUAAGCUGCUGCAGUUCUCUCCCAGCCUUGAUGACUCUGCAUCCCCAAGGUACCAGAAUUUCAGAAAAGGAAGCAGACAAGGAUCAGAUGCGGCCUACAUAGACCCCAUCACCAUGGACUAUUACCUCUGGGGGCAGUUCCCGAAACCCCAGGAAGCAGAUGACGACGAUGCUAAUUCCUAUGAGAACGUGCUCAUCUGCAAGCAGAAGCAGCCGGACUCAGACGAUGAGGAAUCUGAGGAUUAUCAGAACUCAGCUUCCAUCCAGCAGUGGCAGGAGUCCAGAAGGGUCGUGGGGAAAGUCCCGAGAGGAGCACCUCCCUUGCCUGCAGGAAGUCCAGAUGAGGAUGAUGAAGAGCCUGAUUAUGUGAACGGGGACGUGGCAGCCGUGGAAGCCCGGGGCAGACCUGAGAGAAGGAGCCAAGGAACCCAAAGCUCAUAGGAACAUUGACUGUCUCCCAACGAUCACUUCUCCAGAGCCGCUCAACUUCUGGACCCCAACGGCUACUCAUGGGAGGUGCACCAUGUCCCGAGGACCAUCCCUCUGGCCACGCGGAGCCAGCCUGGUGUUGAGGGCAGUGCAGCUCCUGCUGUAACUGAAUGCCCAGUGCUUAGGGCAAGUCGCAUUUCCAUCCCCACACCUAAAACAUCACACAGUACUGGUGUUUGUUCUUUUCUGCUUUGGAUUUGGAUUCCAAAUCGCUUACCAAUGUCAGUUGCUGUGAUUUUUUUGUGUGAUUGAUAAGUUGGUACAAUUAAUUUAUACAGAUGGAGCCAUAUUUAAUGUUCUACAUUCCAGGGUAUGUUUUGUCUAACUUGUCUCCUGUAAGCAUUACACGUACAAACUUUAGCAGACACUUACGAGGAGCCCUGGGGCUCCUUUCUUUGGUCCUCAGCUCAGAGGAUGAGGCUACAGCUGCCCGCAUGCCCCCUUCUGUGGGCAUAUCCUGUGGACAAGGUGUGUCAGUUCCGCAGAGGGUGCAGGUGGGGUGCAGCGGCGGCACCCCUCAGGCGCGCCGGAGGCCUCUGCUGCAGGGCUGGCCUCCGCUCAGUGGGCUGCGCAGCACGGCUGUCUCUCGGCACAGGCAGAAGCCCGAGGGGACCUUGAGUCAGAAGAGCCAGGCAGGGAAAAAUGCCUCCUCCAAUCAAAACCUUUUCAAUAAACCUUCCUAGUUUAAGAGCAGUAAUUCUCCAGUGUCUGCUUUUCCUGA
Molecule: messenger RNA, 1599 nt
Organism: Pteronotus mesoamericanus
Lineage: Eukaryota; Metazoa; Chordata; Mammalia; Chiroptera; Mormoopidae
Gene: LAT2
Product: linker for activation of T cells family member 2
Exons: 13
Coding region: 162-830 (222 amino acids)
Biological process (GO): B cell receptor signaling pathway; B cell activation; calcium-mediated signaling
Cellular component (GO): plasma membrane
Source: RefSeq, a predicted model, not a curated record